AUGGAUACACAUAACUUGGAUAAUCAGACAUGUUCAACGAUCACGGUUGAGGUGAGAAAUACCACCUCGAACCUCAACUGUAGUCAUUCACAAUCGGAUGUUUGUGGCAUUCAGAGAAUCCGUAGAAUAACCCGUACCUACGUCGCGUAUUGCGGUUUAGUACGUGAAUUGAACGACUGUGACAAUAUGCUCAUGCUGGCUCAGUUAUUUAGGCUGGUUAUGCACUUGGCUGGUCACCUUGUUGCGUUUCUGCUAUUCCUCUCGAGUAUUCCUCCCGACCUGGACCUGAACGCGCGUAUUUACUCUAUAUGCUACGACAGCGCUGGAAUGUUGUUCUAUGGAAGUUUGAUGGUGUUAUUAGUCGAACCAUCGCAUAGAGCUGAAAUUCAGGUAUUGGAGAAAAAUGCAUUUGAAGAGUUCAAUGAACUGCAAAUUCUGUUACAACAGCUGCAUCUCAACAAGCCAGUUUACACAGCGUUUUCUGUCUGUACACUACAGAGACCACUCAUUACCACUAUCUUGAGUGGUAUCGCUACGUUCUUGGUAAUAUCCUUGCAGUAA
Molecule: messenger RNA, 561 nt
Organism: Leptosia nina
Lineage: Eukaryota; Metazoa; Arthropoda; Insecta; Lepidoptera; Pieridae
Source: the annotation of a GenBank genome assembly